AUGAACACAGCAGCCAAACUGCUCGCGAAUGACCCAUCCAUCGAGUUUCACGCUUUGCAAAUCAUCUUCAUCCGCAUGCUGUGCACGACGAUCAUCUGCUCGAUUUACUCUUGGUACCAUGCGGUGCCUGACUUUCCUUUCGGCCAGAAAGGCAUCAAAGGGCUGCUCAUACUGAGAGGUACUGCAGGAUUCGUCGGUCUAUUUGGACUGUAUUACUCUCUGUCAUGGCUUGAAUUCUCCGACGCGACAGUAAUAACUUUCCUAAUCCCAACCAUGACAGCCAUUGUGUGCUUCCUAUGGUUACGCGAGCCAUUCACCUGGAAAGAAGCGCUUUGCAGCUUCGUCGCAUUCUGCGGCGUUCUCUUCGUCGCGAGACCACCAUGGCUAUUUCCCGCUUCGCACUCAAGGCCAAUAGCCGAUGACUCGGACGGGCAUGCACCGUUACCAUCAACUACCACCGAACAACGCGCUCUGGCAAUCCUCAUCGCGAUUCUAGGCACGCUUGGUGCUUCGACAGCCUACGCAACUAUCCGAGUGAUCGGCAAGCGCGCCCACUCGCUCAUCUCGGUGAAUUACUUUUCUCUCAUCGCAACGAUCGCCUCGUUCGUGCUCAUCCUGGUUCACCCUUCGUUACAUUUCGUCAUGCCCAAAACGCUCGGUCAGUGGGGAUUGAUCGCCAUUAUUGGGCUCUUCGGGUUUCUGUUGCAAUUUCUCUUGACGGAAGGCCUGCAGAGGGAGAAAGGUGGAAGAGCAACAAACUUGACGUAUCUGCAACUUGUCUUCGCGCUUGUUGUCGAGAAGGUGAUCUGGGGAACUACGCCGCCUGCUGAGAGCUUGGUGGGAGCCGUGCUUAUCAUCGGAGCGGCGAUUGCGGUCAGUCUGCAGAGGUCGGGUGGGAAGGAUGAUAAGAAAGCUGAAGUUGUCGAAGAAGAGAGGAGGCUGUUGGAGGAUGAGAAUUGA
Messenger RNA from Alternaria metachromatica, 960 nucleotides. RefSeq lists its product as uncharacterized. NCBI's taxonomy places the organism in Eukaryota, Fungi, Ascomycota, Dothideomycetes, Pleosporales, Pleosporaceae. The coding region runs from base 1 to 960 and encodes 319 amino acids. The record is from RefSeq and is a predicted model, not a curated record. Gene Ontology annotation, cellular component: membrane. The transcript is spliced from 2 exons.